AUGAGGUUCACGAAGGAGGAAAUCGAAGCCCGCUGGGCUGCUCACAUCGAAAAGCAGAUGGUUGAGAUCCCAGGCACGCAAAGACCCGGCUUCUCUCCCGUGUACCGCAACGCUGCCUUUCCCAUGAAUCCCCCGAUGACGAACCCGUACGACAGCUUCAUGAAUCAUCUGAAGGAGAAGCCCGAUGCCAACUGCUUGGGCCAUCGCCCAUUUGAUGAGGGAAAGGGUGAUCUUGCUGACUACUACAGCUGGCGUAGUUAUGCAGAUGUCGCGAAAGAGCUGACAGACCUUGGCUCAGCUCUAUCCAAGUUUCAAGAGGAGGGUCUGUUGAAGCCGCGCCCGAACGAUAAGAACAUCUCGGAGCCCGGUCUGACGAACUUCACCGUCGCAUACUGGGGCGCCAACCGGCCCGAGUCCAUGAUCACCAUGCUCUCGCAGCAUUCGUACACUCGCCAGUCGGUGCUCUUGUACGAUAACUUUGACGCCGCUGGCUCGUGCUACAUCCUGCAGCACAGCGUAACUCGUGUGCUGCUGUGCCCCUCGAAGUAUGUGCCCAUUGUGCUGCGCAAUGCCGACAAGCUUCCGGCCCUCAAAGUCAUUGUCCUGAUUGACCGGCCAGGCAGUGCCAGCGCCACGCUGGGCGAACUGAGCAAGCUCCAGCUCGUACGCGAAUGGGCCGCGAUGCAUGGCAUUGAAGUGAGGAAUUACAAAGAGGUGCUUGACAUCGGUGCACGUCACCCUUAUCCGCACGUGCCCAACAAGGACCUCAACAACCUGUCGACGUUGUGCUACACGAGUGGCACGACGGGUCUGCCCAAGGGUGUGCGUGUGACGACUCGCGGCCUGCUAGAGGGUCUGGAAGGUCUGCGAUGGGUCAUUUCUGACCGGGAGCUGGUGUCGAUUUCGUACCUGCCUCUCGCGCAUAUUUACGAGCGGGGCUGGGAGACCUUUGUCUUGUACAUGGGCGGCUCGAUCGGCUACUUCUCGGGUCAGAUUGAGCGCUUGAUGGAAGAUCUCCAGAUUCUCCAGCCCACAGUGAUGCCCAGCGUGCCUCGUGUGCUCAACCGCAUUGCAGGCCAGAUUCAAAUGCAGAUGGACGCUCCUGGUCUGAAGGGCAAGCUGCUCACCAAGGCGGUUCAUGCCAAAUUGGAGAACUAUCACAAGACAGGCUCGGUGACUCACGCUCUGUGGGACCGACUUGUGUUCCGCAAGGUGCGUGCGCUACUCGGUGGCCAAGUCGAACUGAUCUUGACUGGCAGUGCUCCCUGCCGUCGAGAUGUGCUGGAGCUGCUUCGCAUUGCUCUUUGCACUGAUAUUCGUGAGGGCUACGGACAGACUGAGAACAACGCGUACGCCUCGAUCAUGGGCCCAGGCGACAGGCGCGUCGGCUGUGUGGGUCCUGUGAACCCUGGUGUAGAGCUUCGCCUGCGCGACUGCCCCGAGUUGGGCUACACGUCGCAAGACAAGCCGUGCCCCCGUGGUGAAAUUGUGCUGCGCUCGAACAGUGUGUUUGACGGCUACGAGGGAGACGAGAAGAAGACGAAGGAGACGCUCAUGCCCGGCGAAGACGGUAAGGGUCCGUGGCUCCUGACAGGGGAUGUGGGUCGUAUCGAUGAAUACGGACGUCUGCAAAUCAUCGACCGCGUGAAGAACCUGAUCAAGCUCGCUCAAGGUGAAUACAUCGCGAUCGAGAAGGUCGAGAGUGUGUUUUCGUCGCUGCCGUUGGUGCAGCAGGUGUGGCUGUACGGUGACUCAUUCCAGCCGCACCUGGUGGCUGUGGCCGUGCCCGAGCCCAGUGUGUUUGCUCCAUUCGCCAGCAAGGUGCUGGGCCAGACUGUGAGCCCGACCGACGCCGCGGCGCUCGAAUCGGCUGUGAACGACAGCCGCGUCGUUGAGGCUGUGCUUCGCGAAUUUGUGAAGCUGGGUAAGACGCAAAAGCUCGGUACACUCGAGCAGAUGCGGGCUCUUAAGCUGCGCAUGGAACCCUUCUCGCCCGAUAACGGUCUCAUGACGCCUACGCUCAAGGUCAAGCGCCAGGAAGCUGCCAAGGUGCUCAAGGCUGACCUCGACGAGCUGUACCGCCGUGAGCCCAUCAAUUUGAACAACAUCAAGAUAUGA
Malassezia restricta is the source of this 2118-nucleotide messenger RNA. RefSeq names its product long-chain acyl-CoA synthetase. Gene Ontology annotation, cellular component: membrane; endoplasmic reticulum. The coding region runs from base 1 to 2118 and encodes 705 amino acids. Gene Ontology annotation, biological process: long-chain fatty acid metabolic process. Gene Ontology annotation, molecular function: long-chain fatty acid-CoA ligase activity. The record is from RefSeq and is a predicted model, not a curated record. The transcript has a single exon. NCBI's taxonomy places the organism in Eukaryota, Fungi, Basidiomycota, Malasseziomycetes, Malasseziales, Malasseziaceae.